Messenger RNA from Erythranthe guttata (spotted monkey flower), 1085 nucleotides. RefSeq names its product cysteine-rich repeat secretory protein 55. The record is from RefSeq and is a predicted model, not a curated record. Lineage: Eukaryota; Viridiplantae; Streptophyta; Magnoliopsida; Lamiales; Phrymaceae.
ACCGUUGGAUCGAUACAGGAAAACACAACCCGAAAAAUCGAAUGGCCUGCAGCAUGCUGGUCCCCAUGUGCAACGACAACUAGUACUACUAGGAGGGGUGGACCUUGGAUGCCAAUUUUUCCACUAAUAAAAACAAAAUCUUUUUCGUUUCUUGGUUGCUCGAAUUAUUCAAGAAAAUCGGCACUAUAAUAGUGAAUUUAUAUAUAUCUAAUAUUGACCAAACUCUUAAUAAUUUUGUGCAACAAAAUGAAUCUUAUCUACAAUGUCAUUGUCUUGUUCUUCCUAUUCAGCUUCAGCAAAACGGAAUCAGCAUCUCCUUUGGUAUAUUCCUGCAACGACGACACCAAAACAAGCAACACCACUCAAAUAUCAAGAAACAUCGAUAACUUGCUGUCUAAGUUAGUCGCCGGGGCCGUCCGAAAAGGGUUCGUCACAGCCUCCUCAGGCGAAGCAGAAGCUCAGGUGUACGGUCUGUCACAAUGCAGAGGUGACGUUAGCAAAACCAACUGCUCGAUCUGCAUCCAAGAAGCAGCAAAGGACCUACGUGAACAAUGCCCUGACCAAUCAGAUGCCAGAGUUUGGUUCGACUAUUGCUUCCUCACGUACAAGCCCUCCAAAUUCUUCGGACAAGUCGAUUUUUCUUCUGGCGACGGUAUAUACUUUUCGAAUGUCGAAAACGUGAAAAAUAAACGUGUUUUUAGCAGAAAACUAGGAGAGCUAAUGGAUAAGAUCACUUCUGAGGCUGUUAGGCCUUCGCAAAAAGGGUUCGGCAAAGGGAAGAGUGUGAUUUCUUCUCUUGUUACCCUCUAUGCUUUGGUGCAGUGCACCGAGGAUUUAUCGGGAAUAAAUUGUGCUCGGUGCGUGGGGACAGCGGUUGGUGAUUUUACGAGGUUUUGUAAUAACAAGGAAGGUUGUCGGGUUUUGUACAACGGCUGCUUUGUUCGAUAUGAAUUGUAUCCGUUUUUCUUUCCACUUUGAUUUAGAGGUCCUCUCUUUGGUGGCUAUUUAUAAUAAUAAGCCUUGAUUUGCUUUGUAUUGAAGUGGAAAUAAUUUAUCGGAAGGGUUUAUGGUUUAUCACUCUCCGA